This is a messenger RNA of Camelina sativa (false flax), 740 nucleotides long. RefSeq lists its product as uncharacterized. The record is from RefSeq and is a predicted model, not a curated record. NCBI's taxonomy places the organism in Eukaryota, Viridiplantae, Streptophyta, Magnoliopsida, Brassicales, Brassicaceae.
GCUUCCUUGAUCCUUCGUUCGUCUGUUUCAAAGUUAUCCAACUGCAUAACGCUAUCACAAUAUCAGAUUACCGACGAUCACACAAAACCAUCAUCGGAAGCAGUAAUUACAUAUUGAUUAUUUCUGAUUAUAUAUAAACAAGAAGAGCAGAGAGCAGAGAGCAGAGAGAGAUAUGGCGAAUGAGGGUAAACCCGACGAGCAGCUUUUUCAGCUUCUUUCGGGUCUUCUUCAACAGGUGGAAUCAUUGACAAACACAGAAGAGGUUGAGCUACGUUCUAAAAUCGAAGCUCUUGGUUUGGAAGUCACCAAAGUCCCAUCUAAGUCUGCUCAACACCUCGAUGAGGUGGGUAUAGCUAAUGAGUUGGAUAAGUUAUCAGCCAAAUUAGACGAUGUUGAUGAGAUGAUAUCAUCAGCUAUUGCUUCUGAUCCACAAGUUCAGACGCUUCUUAGCGGUACUGCUGAUGUUUGGUUGCCUGUUAUUACUGCUGGCACUGAGGAGAGACUUAACUUCACUGCCUCUCCUCUUGCUGCUCCUGAUGAUGAGCAGCUUCCUAAUAAUAAUAAGGACACUACUACUACCAACAAGACCAGCUCUUGAUAAAACACUCAGUUUUCUCUCUUUUGCAGUCUUGUUUCUUUUUUUAUGUAUAUCAACCAAGACCAAGUUUUCUAUUCAUGAGUGACAUUGUUGAUGUUGUUGGAUGUUUAUGCAAAUUCAAUACAACUGUUUUACUUUAUUA